AUGAAUGGAUAUUACUCAUACAGCUACCUCUUUAAAUAUUACUAAUAUGAAAUACUAGGUAAGUGAAGUCAUCUCUCUUUUCCUCAUAUAAUUAACCUACCAAGAAGAACAUACAUAUCCUCCAAACGCCACCAGGUAACACCAAAACGGUUAAAGUCUAGAAGCGGGGGAAUAAAUGAUAUUGUAGCUUAAUCCUCGUAGGAUCAUGAGAAAAGUCUGAAUAAUUAAUGACAUUUCCCUUCUCUCAUUGUCGUCGCAAUCGAAGAGAAUUGUUUGUUUAUAAUUCUUUCCUUUCCUUUCCUUUUCCCGAUCUUUUAUAGUCCAAUCCCCUUAUCUUUAUCAGGAGUUAGCAAAGCCAAGUAUGGUUAAGCUUCUACCAAGUGUUCCAAGGUUGGGAAUUCCAAGCGUCAUGAGUGGCUAAUCACUAUAACUCAGGGCAGGGCACCUAGGUAGAAUCGAAUAGAUAGCGCCCUUUUUCCUUCACACGCACGACAUUCUCAUCUUCUCCUUCUCGUCGAUCAGAUACUGCACUUCGCCUCGUUCUACAUAACACAAAUGUAUUGCAUCGCGAAAAAGGAACUUACUACCAUUAUCUAUCUCCUUGCAGGUUGUGCAGGUUGAAGAAUUAUUGGGUCUUUCUACAAUUGGCCAGGCUCGCAGCUCCUUACCUUAACCCUACCUCAUAUCGAGCAUCAGCCGGUCAAAACACUGGUAACCCUCGGCAGCGAUACACGUUUCCUUCGCAAUGUCUGCACCACUACAACCCCGUGCGACAGAGCCUGUGAGCUCAAAUACUCGGGACACAACACCUCAAAGACCGGAACCCACUGCUAUACAGCCACCACAAGAUAAUGUUAAUGAUUCCAAUACAACUUCAAUGCCAAACAUCGGGAAAGAGAGGAAUAACAAGAAGAAAAGAAAUAAUCAUAGAGGGGGGAAGAAAAAGAGACCGAGAAGACAAUCUUUUGCUGCAUCAACCGAGGAUGGGAAUGGUAUGCCUGAAACACCGAUGGCACAACGAGUUGUUCCCCAAAGUGCUGUGAGGUCAAGUUUCUAUAGAGGAAGAAAUUUAAGUGCGACUAGUAUUGAGAGUGAGGAACUUUUGGAUCAUAGGUUAGUCUUUAAAUGGCAUACAAUGUAUUACAUCCGCUAAUAUACUUUUGCGACAGAGAACAUCAAAGUAUGCGACCUCGAAGAUCUUCGACAAUGGGACAAAAUGCUUUCGGUCAGAUGUAUGAUAGUCCUUCUUUUAAUCGACCUUCGUAUAGCAACCCAUUCAAAUCAUCGGAAACUGUCACCAGAAGGCCUGCCACCGGAAAAUCGAAGAACAAUACCGACGAUGAAGCUUUGAUAGAAGAAAUCGACGAGAGAACCCCACUUAUAUCUAGCUCUUCGAAAUCUAAAAGUUCUAAUACUCUCCUUCAACAAGGAAAACGUAGUCGCCGAAGUUCGAGCAGGUCAUCAGGUCAUAGCAAAAGAAGAACAAUUUUUGAAAAGACUACUUCUGGAUUGACUAGGCAGAAUGAUGAAUAUAAUGUUAAUUAUCCACCCUCGGUUCCAGGGUCUCCAGUGCUCGGGGCUGCAAAUCAGGAUAUGAGCUUUGGAGAUGUCAUGGUUCGCGAUCACUCUCCAGAUCGAGAUUCUAUAGAUGCAGGGUCGAUGAGAUCUUUUAGAUCCCUCCCAGAGGAGGCAUGUCAGGACGGUUCAAUUCCCGGUUCCCCACGAAAGGGAUCUUCAUAUGGAGAGCGUAGGCAUACUAUAGCAAUGCAAGCCGAGGAAGAUGUUUGCUUUCCAGUUGAUAUGUCUGAGAUGGCAGAAGAAGAUAUCCCUCAACAAGAAGAUGGGGCAUACAGGCCGCGCCGUCAUAAACGAAAAUUUCCAGAUCUAUCUUUCCUUAAUGAUUGGAGUAGAUUUGAAAAAGAAGGUAGAAGUGAGGAGCGAAGAGCUAAAAAGAUUACAGAACCUCAAUUGAUAGGUGGACGACUUCGACCAAUUCAUAAAGGUUGGCAUCGAGCAGAGGAUGAUGCACCAUAUCGUUUCACCUAUUUCAAUGAAGAAUUUCCAAGUACAAUUCACAGUCAGACAAUUUCAGAACUUGUUCAACCUGGUGGAAGUUUCAAAGAGUUAUUUGUUCCUGAUCGUCCUAUACUUGAUGAUAGUUCUGAAUCUGAAACAGAGGAUGAGGCCGAUGAUGUGGAAGUUCGCCGGGAAAAUUCAUACAUAAGUCAUGCUUUGGGUCAAAAUCAUGGAGAUUCUAGAUCCGAGACUCGUCAGUCAUCAAUAAUUGAUAUGGCAAAUCAAGAAUCAAAACGUACUGAAUCUGGACGUACGGGACGCACUUCAAGAUCACAUUCUAGACAAGCAUCUGGCGAAGCAUCCCCGAAUAAGUCACCUCCACCAAAGUCUACUCCACCGAACGAAGAAAAGCCGAAAAAAUAUGGUGACCGUCCUACCUGGUGGCUUGAUGUUCUAUCUCCAACGGAUGCAGAGAUGAAGAUCAUUUCGAAAACCUUUGGAAUACAUCCAUUGACAGCUGAGGAUAUAUUAAUGCAGGAAGCUCGAGAAAAGGUGGAAUUAUUUCGACAUUAUUACUUUGUCAAUUACCGAUCAUUCGAACAAGAUAUGAACAACGAGAAUUUCUUAGAGCCUGUCAAUAUGUAUGUGGUAGUCUUUCGUGAAGGGGUUAUCAGCUUUCACUUUUCUCAAACACCACAUCCAGCAAAUGUUCGACGAAGAAUUCGACAAUUGAAAGAUUACUUGAGGCUCACAGCUGAUUGGAUAUCAUAUGCUAUCAUUGAUGACAUUACUGAUGUUUUUGCUCCUUUAAUUCAAACGAUUGAAGAUGAAGUUGAUGAUAUUGAUGAUGCUAUUUUGAAACUUCACUCUCCUGCAGAGAAUGAGAAAUCAAAUAAGGAUAAUGAGAAAAAAUCCGAAGCUGGUGAUGGAACAUCAGGAGAAAGUGGAGGAGAUAUGCUUCGAAGAGUUGGUGAUUGUCGAAAGAAAGUUAUGGGUCUUUACAGAUUGCUAGGUAACAAAGCAGAUGUUAUCAAGGGAUUCGCCAAAAGAUGUAAUGAGCAGUGGGAAAUUGCACCACGAAGUGAGAUUGGAUUAUAUUUGGGAGAUAUUCAAGAUCAUAUCGUUACUAUGACUGGAAAUUUAUCUCAUUAUGAAAAGUAUGUCAUCCCGUUUUGAGCAUUAAUAUGCAUUACUAACACAUCUAUAGAAUCUUAGCUCGCUCUCACGGCAAUUAUCUUGCUCAAAUCAACAUUCGUAUGAAUGAACGUCAAGAACAAACCGCUGAUGUUCUUGGUAAACUUACUGUUCUAGGAACAAUCGUUCUACCCAUGAAUAUCAUUACUGGUCUUUGGGGUAUGAAUGUAUGGGUACCAGGUCAGGAGUAUGAAGGAGAUUUGACAUGGUUUUGGUGUAUCACAGCUGGAUUAUUAGCUUUUGGAAUGGCUUGCUUCUAUAUUGCUAAGACAGCUUAUAAGAUUGUUUAGGGGAGGAGGGAGAAAGAGGAGGGAGAAAGAGGAGGGAGAAAGAGGAGGGAGAAAGAGGAGGGAGAAAGAGGAGGGAGAAAGGGGAGGAUUUGAGAUGGAUGUUGUACAUAUUAGGAUUGUGUAAUGCGAAAGAAAAUUCGUACGGGUAUUUGUAUAUCAAUUUUGGGAUAUCAUUAUGUUUUGGGAAUUUUUAUUACUUGUAUUGCAUUGCAUUGGAUCAAGUUGGAUAGAGAUAGAUACGGUGUCGGUGUGUACUGUAUUUUGCAUUAUUCGGAUACAUAGGGGCAAAGGAAUGGAGAAGGGGAUGAGGAGGUAUCGUA
Sclerotinia trifoliorum is the source of this 3820-nucleotide messenger RNA. Lineage: Eukaryota; Fungi; Ascomycota; Leotiomycetes; Helotiales; Sclerotiniaceae. The record is from the annotation of a GenBank genome assembly.